Messenger RNA from Salvelinus fontinalis (brook trout), 7205 nucleotides. Its product is annotated as neurogenic differentiation factor 1-like. The record is from RefSeq and is a predicted model, not a curated record. Gene Ontology annotation, molecular function: protein dimerization activity. The transcript has a single exon. NCBI's taxonomy places the organism in Eukaryota, Metazoa, Chordata, Actinopteri, Salmoniformes, Salmonidae. Bases 5794 to 6927 code for a protein of 377 amino acids.
GACGGAUGGCUCAGAUGGCGCUGGGUAGACGGCCAGUUCAGGCAUCGCUGUGCAGACGGCAGACUCUGGCCGGCUGAAGCGCACAUUAGGCCUAGUGCGUGGUGCCGGAACUGGUGAUACCGGGCUGGGGACACGCAUCUCAGGGCUAGUGCGGGGAGAAGGAACAGGGCAUACUGGACCCUGGGAGCGCACAUUAGGCCUAGUGCGUGGUGCCGGAACUGGUGGUACCGGGCUGGGGACACGCAUCUCAGGGCUAGUGCGGGGAGAAGGAACAGGGCAUACUGGACCCUGGGAGCGCACAUUAGGCCUAGUGCGUGGUGCCGGAACUGGUGGUACCGGGCUGGGGACACGCAUCUCAGGGCUAGUGCGGGGAGCAGCAACAGGACGCACAGGACUCUGGGUACACACAGGAGGCUUGGGGCGUGAUUUAGGCACUGGUGGUAAAGGGCUGGAGACACGCACCAUAGGGCUAGUGCGUGGAGGAGGCACUGGUUGUACUGGGCUGGGGACUGUCACAGGAGAGUUAGUACAUGGGGCUAAUAUAGGAGGUGCAGGACUAGGGAGGCGUACAGGAGGCCUGGUUCGUGGGACUGUCAUUCCCAGACGGUUAGCACGCACAUCAGGACGAGCAUGGAGAGCUGACUCAGGUAACCUCACAUCCCGCACACGCUCUGUCGGGUGGAUGUUGUGCCUCACGCACCAACACAGCAGCUCCCUCAUUUCACUCUCUUCCAACCUCCCCAAUAAAUCCUUAACAGUCUCUGCAUCAUUCCCAUUGCUCACCUCCAAUAUCAGCCCGACUGGCUCAGGUUCCCUCUUAGAGUCGUCACGGGUAGCACGGGAAGUUGACGCAGUUCUCCCAUCUGGACUCGCCACACUCCCCAUGAGCCCCUCCCCAAGAAAUUUUUGGGUAUUACUCACGGGUCUCCAGCCUUGCUUCCGUGCUGCCUCCUAAUAUCGCCUCCUCUCGGCUUUCGCUGCCUCCAGCUCUUCACGAGGGAGGCGAUAUUCUCCCGGUUGUGCCCACGGCCCCUUACCAUCCAGUAUCUCCUCCCAUGUCCAAGAAUCCUGUGUAGGUGGGUCCUGUUGCCGCUUUACAUGCCGCUUGGUCCUGUAGCGGUGGGUAAUUCUGUCACGAUCGUGUGGAGGAUUGACGGACCAAAACGCAGCAUUUGGAAAAUACGCCAUCUCUUUUAUUGAUGACGAAUGCAAAAACGAAACAAAAACACUUACACACUAAACAAAACAAUAAACGAUCGUGAAGCUAAUCAAACGUAGGGCACACACAGGCUACAAACGUAUAACAUAGACAAUUACCCACAAUCAAAUGAAAGCCUAUGGCUACCCUAAAUAUGGCUCCCAAUCAGAGACAACAGAAAUCAGCUGUCUCUAAUUGGGAACUCAUUCAGGCAACCAUAGACUCUCCUAGACAACUAAACCAACAUAGACACAGCUAGACACAUGCACUCAACACAAACCCAUACACUACACCCAACACCCCCUUUACCAUAUAAUCACCCAAAACCGACAAAACACAAACAAUCCCCAUGUCACACCCUGACCUAACUAAAAUAAUAAAGAAAACAAAUAAUACUAAGGCCAGGGCGUGACAAUAAUAUUUAUAGAGCUGUUAUCUUCCGAAUAAACUCUUAAAGAUUUAGUAAUAUUUUACAUCCAUAGCAGUCACAUAAAUCGUCAGUUUAUUCAGUCUCAUCUGAAAGUUAUAAGUCCUUGGUUAUCUGCAAGAAUCCUGGCUAACAAGUUGAAUCAGCAAUACAAAAUUGGGUUUAAUUAUUUAUUUACUAAAUACCUAACUAAUCACACAGAAACACACAUACACAAUUAAAUCAUAACUUGAUUACAAAGUGCCGUCAUACAGAAAACGUCCCUAGCGGGCGGAAUAGACAUGACAGCUUGUUACACAAAGGAAAGGGGGACGCUGGGUUUUAGUGAAAGAGCGGGAGACUGGAACAGAGGCGAAGCUGUGCUAUCGUAAAUACAGUAUCUUAUGCAUUCUAAAUUACCGCUCAUUUGAAAAGGAAAAUGCAAUAAAUAUUUACUCUGAACUGCGCUUCAGUAGGUUGGUGGUAGAUGGACCGUGUCGCCAACCCGAGUCCUCUGUCCUUUGAAAAAUGUCUCUGGUAGUCACUGGAUACAUUGGAGUAACGUUGUGUGUAGUAGACGGGAUACUCGGACUGUCCUUCCUAACCUGCGUUUGUAGCAACUGUUGCUAACUCAACGGCUAGGAGAUGUCACUUCUGUAGUGAAUACGAGUUCAAAGUUCAUACCAUUCACAAUCAAAGUCCAUGCUGCUGUUGGCUUAGUUCUGUAGUUAUUAUCUGAACCAUUCUGACACCGGAUCGUCAUCCUGGUGUGCCCGGAACAGAAAGUUAUAUUCUUGUCAAUGGCUUUUAUAGUGGAGGGAGAGGGGUGUGUCUGAAAAGUUUAUAACCCAUGCCUCUUCACAGGGGCGGGCCACUGUGAGCAGAGGAAAACUUAUGAAAGCCCAGAUCUCUCAUUUGGAAGCAAAAAUUACAUUUCACCUCUUCACAAAUAAUGUCAUAUUCAAACAUUUGAAUUAAACAACAAUUCCAUGUGAAUCCGAUACCUCUGACGUUUAGACUUUCCACAGUAGAGUUUAUGUCAUUCUAUCAUUGAUGAGAAUGUGUCAAAGGGCAACCGAACUGACAUAAUAUACCUUAAGUACCACCGCAUAUGUUCAGUUGGUUGGAUUACCAGAAUAUAGUUCAUUUCCCCCCACUUCUGAUGUUCCCAGAAUCUCUAUGUUAACCAAGGGGUUUUCUUAUGUCACACCAGUUAGUAGUAGGGAGAGAGAAAAAGGGGGAAAGAGGUAUUUAUGACUGUCAUAAACCUACCCCCACUGCCAACGUCAUGACACUAUCAUACUCGAAUUCCACUGAUUUCAAAACUCGGUCCUCCAGAAAGUGAAGAGCAUACACGUAACGUUAGCUAGCGAGCCAGCCAGCUAACAUUAGCUAGCUAACAGUACACUAUAACUUGACAUUAGGUUUAUGCCAUUUUACUACACGAUACAUUUUUUAAAAAAAGCUGCGUUAGGCAGGAUUACCUAAACACAGAUUUAAAAAAAGUUAAUGUGCAAAUGGCUCUCCUGUGAAGUAGUGACCCGCGACAUACACCUAGUUUCCUGAAACGGGUCACAUAUACAGUGUAUGCAGAUGACGCAGUCCUGUUCUACUCAGUUAAUACCACCAGGGAGCGUGAAGAGUCAGUCUCAAAUGACAUCAAGAGGGUAACAGCUUGGUUUGCUGACAUGAAGCUCUCCCUCACCCUCAGAAGACCAAGGCAAUGCUGAUUGGCAACCCAGAAAAGCUGAGAUACACAGGCAAAAGUAUCACAAUAACAGACAGACAAAACAAUUAUGAAGAACUAAACACCAUAAAGUAAGGACAAAAGAACAUGAAGCCCACAAUGUGUCCAGCACACACAAACAUGGCCUUUUGUUGUCCGCAUUCCAUUGACUGGCUCUACCGGAGUUGGGAUGGAAUUUCCUCAUGUCUAGAAAAAAUAUGUCAGAGUAGGUGUCUAAAUGACUAAGAGUAACUGUGUUAUCACAAUACUGAAGUCAGCCAUGAGAGGGUGUGUAACUGAGUUGAACAGACUGUAUAUUCUCAUGUCACAUUUUUACACACACAGCUCUAAGACCAUUCAAUGUAGACUACAGGGUAAGGGGAGAGGUGUAAAAAUAUCCUCUUCAUUUGCUUAAAACUUAGGCCAAUAGUAAGCCUACUGUUGGUUGCCUCACAUCUCAAACAAACAAAAGCUCCAAACAUUACAACACAAUGUAAAAUUAGGAUAUUAUACAAUGUAUUUUAAAAACGUAGUGCCACCACUGUUUUCACAAGAGAAUUACAGGCAUAAGGAGUUGAAUUUGAGUGUUUUAGACAGACAUAUUUUUCCCAAUGAAUGGGACACAAUACAAACAAAACAAAAGAGAUGUGAAUGUAUAAACUGUGUGAAUGAAUAAAUUGCAACCAAGUUGAGUGGGAAAUCAUGUUGGGUUUUUAUUUUAGUGGAAUAUCCACACCUUGAAAUAAAGGAGUAGGCUACCUACCGUACUUACACACGCAUGCACACAUUUGAAACUGGGUAGUUGUCUGUGGUCCUGAAAAUAUUCCCUAUGGGGACAUAAGGACAUUAGGCUAUUGAACAAUCAACUAACACUUUAACAAAUAACUUUCCUAUGUUUGUUUUAAAAUUGGCAUGGAUGGUCUUACCACAGUCUACAGCAACCUGCAGGCAAAUAUCCCUGGCUAACUUAUUCGGUCAAGCAAGUAUUUAGGCAUAUAACUCAUCAUGACACAUGACACAUAAUCCCAAAGUGAUAUCAGCAGAGCAACGGUCAAAACGUCAAUUACUUUUUGGAUUACGUUGAAUAGAAAAGAGCAGCUGUUAAAGUCCGACCAAGUUAGUGAAGCGGAAAACACUGAUAUUUUGUUAUUGCAUUUGCGGCUCGUGUGCCCAACCCUGGUUGAGAAGGACUAUUGGCUCAGACCUCGCAUCGACCAUCUCUUGAGCCACCAGCCAAGGCACGCACAAAUAGAGAGAUUACACUCUGAAAGUAGAAUAUUUUAUAACCCAAUUAAAUCCAUGUUUAGAGUUGUCUGACCCACUGGCCUACCUCUCUUAUUGUGCAUUUAGGCCUGGAACUUUCUUGUGAAGGGCACUCUUUAGGGCUACAAGCUUUUCCCUUUAUGCCUAGAAUACGCUACAAGUGUUAAUGAAAAGUUAUACGUCUUCUACUACCCGAAAUCUCUAAUAAUAAUAGGCCUAUGUCAAUUGCCUAGGCUAUUAGGCUAAUCCAACAGUCAAAUCCAACAUUUGACCAAAACAAAUUCACACUGUAGGCCUAUAACCAACCUAAUCUAUCUCUCUGUCAUAACUCUAGGCCUUUAAUGGAAACAAAAUUCAGGUCUAUGCUGCUGGGUGAAAUAGGUUAGGGUGAAUGUGAGGAUGCUUCUUUCAUGGUACAUGCCUGCUAAUUGGGGUUAAUUUAUCCUGCGGGUGCAAACAGGUCCUUGCAGUCUCUGACUGGUGACAGAUGGUAGUUUUAUUUUCAGCCUCGAUAGGGAAGGCACCCAGAUGUCCGGUAAAUCUAAAUUGGAAACGUCACAUGAGGCUUGAGGCCUUUUGCCGGAGUCUUGGCUCGCCAUAUGGCACGUGUCGGAGAAAGGGGAGGUCAUUGAUCCCACCAUUGUCCACGCAGGGAUUUUACAAAGUGCAUCCAUAGGUGCACUACACCAUCAGUCAGCCUCAGCAUCAAUACUAUAAAACUGCAGCAUCCGAGGUUUGCAGACAGAUUGAAUCAGGACUUAUCAAAGAAUAUGGAACUCUUUUAACAACAUAAACUGCAUUAAAAGGUAAUUAUUUAUAGUUUCAGUUUUAAGAAUGUCUCCUGUCAGCUUUUUAUUACAUGUAGACUGCUAUUUGUGUUGGCUAUAAACAUUACUCUGCUAGUGUUUUUUUGUGUGGCUAACUGUGGAGUUUUAUAGCCUAUAUUUUUACACUUACUAGUACAUCGUACUGAGAAGUGGUUAUAGAGCUAUUCAACAUAAGGGUCAACUUGUUGUGUUAUAUAGGCCUAUUUAUGAAAACAAUAGCAAAGGCACUUUAUUAUGCGCAGGGAUGAUGCAUAAGGAUGAUAAUGAUGAAUGUAUCAGUGCCUCAUUCAGCCUACCAUGCCUCAUAACAUGAUUCAUUGCUUGCAUGGCUAUUUGGCAGGCAUUAAUAGUUGAAUCUGUCUAAGCUCAGAUCAUGCAGUUACAUAAUCAUACAUGGGAGUUAGGAUUACAUAGAGUUACACACAUUUGCCGCAGGUGUUUUGUAUCAGCAGUUUUGAACUAUUUAAGUAACUUUCUCCUUCUCUGCCCUGACAGACCGUCUAACACAGAGGACAACGCCAUGCCAGUGUCACAGCAGGAUGUUUCCAAAUGGACCGAGGAAUGCCGCGCCACUCAGAACAUGGAAACAGUAAACGGUGCGCACAAUACCAUGAGUAAUGACGAUGAUGAUGGAUUCAACAGAAUGGAAGAGAAUAAUGAUGAUGAGGAGCAGGGGGAAGAAGGAGGGUCGGGGGAAGAAGAGAGCCUUGAGGAGAGUCCUAAGAGGCAUGGUACCAAGAGGAAGAAAAUGACAAAAGCCCGACAACAGAGGUUUAAGGUCCGGCGCAUUAAGGCCAAUGAGCGAGAGAGAAACCGUAUGCACGGGCUCAAUGACGCGCUUGAGAGUUUGCGUAAAGUUGUACCUUGCUACUCUAAUACUCAGAAACUUUCCAAAAUAGAAACAUUGAGGUUGGCAAAAAAUUACAUAUGGGCUCUCUCUGAGAUCUUGCAAUCGGAUGAAAGUCCAGAGUUGAUGUUGUUUGUGCAAGCUCUAUGCCAAGGACUGUCCCAGCCCACCACCAAUCUAGUGGCAGGAUGUCUGCAGCUCAACCCCAGGACGUUUUUACCAGAGCAGGCCCAGGACAUCCUGUCUCAGGUGCACCAAACAUCGACUACAUCCUUCUCUUUGCACCCCUCCUAUCCUUACCCUAGCCCGCCGUAUGGUACCAUGGACAGCUCCCACAUCCACCACGCCAAGCCCCACACUGUCGACAAUGCCCUUGAGCCAUUCUUUGAAACUACAUUCACAGACUGUACCAGCACCAGCCCCCGGUUCGAGGGACCACUAAGUCCACCAUUGAGCGUGAAUGGGAACUUUUCCUACAAGCACAAGUCAAUGGCGGAGUUCGACAAGAGCUAUGCCCUUUCGAUACAAUAUGCAACUCAAGGUCUGGCGGGAGUACAAUGUCUUCAUCCGUUUUAUGCAAGCUCAUCACAGUGCUUUGAUAUUCCCAUGGACAACUUUAUGUCGUAUGAGACUCAUAAGGAGAGGAUGCUGAACGCUUAGCUCAAUGUCAUAUUCCAGAAAACAUGAAACCCAUGGACAAUGAAUGCACUUGUAAAUGAUUUAUGUAUUUAUUUAUGUGUUACUACCUUUACGGGUAGAAUUAUCUUUUUUGUAUGACAUAGAAUUAUACUCUUUCAUUCUUCUAUGCGAAAUUCUUGAUAGAAAGAGCAAAUGAAUGUGUAUUGCCCAACCCAAUCAUAUACCAAGAGCAAUAGUUUGGAUUCAUCAAAUAAUUGUUACAACAAACAAUAAUGGAAAUAAAAGCGUUUCUAUAUGUA